UACGUCAUGGGCUGAUGUUCAAAUCUCAACAUGUGACGCACCAAUAGCUUAUAAACCAUUUUCACUUUGCUGCUACACGGAAAAUUUACCAAGUGGUGCAUCAGUAUUUUUCUCAAACAACUCCGGUCAUUUAGCCAGGAUAGGGCCAUCUUGUGACAUUUGGUAUUAUGGCGUCGGCGAAGCUUCCGGUUUGAUACUGAGUUGUACCAAAAAGGGGAACGCUACGGUUUACAGUUUAACGCUACAGAACAAAAUUUUUACAGACUACGCAGACGACAUCUUUGAAUGUGGUUUCUAUGGUAACAAGUCAAGAACAACAAUAACCGUCCUAGAUAGUCAUACCACAAGAGUUUUCAUACCUGGUUCAAGUCCUGUGUUGUAUUACAAGUUACUAAAUAGUUUGGCAAGUAACAUAAGAUUAUACAUGCUCCAGUCUAACGUUACACUCCUUGAAGUCGAUCAAAAAAACAACGUGGCGUACUAUGAUACUGGCAUUAUGUUCAACGGAAAUGUUCAUCAAAACAACUUCUCCGCAAUAAUUCUAAACUUACAAAGACAAAGGAACGGGACUUAUGUCUGUGAAUACACUAUUGAUGAUGGCACAACUGUACGAGACGGCAUAACUGUUGGUGUACUAGGAAACCCAAAGGUGCCAGAAAUUAGAAAUACCACGUGGAAAGUGUCCGGAAGUAAAAUAUCCGGAAAUGUGACAUGUGACGCAGUUUCCGGUUCCGCUGCUCCACUUUUCUUCAAGCCUCUUUUCAUGACUAAAUGGGUCAUUCCAUCUAAAGACGAUUGGCCGGAAGGAAACAAAGGUUACGAUUCAACAAGCAAUGGAUCUUCAGCUUACAUAUCAAACGUUGAAUGUAGCACUACAAAUUUACUGCCGAUAUAUUGCUCAGUGUCCGAAAGUGAUUUAAUUUCAGACAGAAGUCCAGGGCUUUUUCCAAACAUAAUAUGCAAGUAUUUUCGAUUUUAUCAUAUGAAUGUGUGGUUAAGCAUUUGUAUAAUGGGAAAAUUAGGAUAUUAA
Ruditapes philippinarum (Manila clam) is the source of this 1030-nucleotide messenger RNA. RefSeq lists its product as uncharacterized. The coding region runs from base 425 to 1030 and encodes 201 amino acids. The transcript has 3 exons. The record is from RefSeq and is a predicted model, not a curated record. Lineage: Eukaryota; Metazoa; Mollusca; Bivalvia; Venerida; Veneridae.